Pyrenophora tritici-repentis Pt-1C-BFP is the source of this 1240-nucleotide messenger RNA. RefSeq names its product Ecl1 multi-domain protein. Lineage: Eukaryota; Fungi; Ascomycota; Dothideomycetes; Pleosporales; Pleosporaceae. The record is from RefSeq and is a predicted model, not a curated record.
ACGGCCCUUCCGCUCACGAACACACACACACACUCUUGAAGCACUGCUGCCUACGAGAUUUAUUAAAACCCGGCCUCCCCAUAUCUCCCCAUCAUAUCAACACAACAUUACCGGCCUCCUCAACAUCAUCACCUGACCAUCACCUCCAUCACCACCAUCACCACCUACAACAACCACUCCAAUGGCUUCCCAAAUGGAGUGCUUCAACGACUUUUGUCUAUCCUGCGACCGUCAGAUUGCUGAGAACGGCGUCUACUGCUCGCAAUCGUGCCGGUUAGCCGACCUGGAAAAGGCUGGCAGCGCGGCACAAGCACCCUCGCAACUCUCAUCAUCUGCUUCGUCGUCAACGUCGUCCAACGGCGGCUUCUACCUCGCGCCAGCAAUCAACUUCUCGGCCUACAAGGGAGCCUCCAGCUCACAGGUCGCACCAUCUAGCCCGUACCACUACUACCCAACCACAAACGGCAGCUACUUCGCACCACCCACGGCACAAAGGCAAUCACCACAACGCAGCCUGACGCCCUCGUCAUCGCGCUCAUCACUAGCCUCAUCGUCGUCCCAGACCCAGUCGGGCAUCUCACAACAAGCCGCCACCCAGCUCAACAGCUACAUGCGAUCAUUCGACCAAACACGGGACGUCAAGAGGCGGUACACACAGUACUAGGCUUGCCUCCCAACAAGAGUGCUAAUUUCGGAGUUUGGUUUCACGACAUCUACGAUGAGCGAAGGUGCCUACUACUGCGUACUGGCUUGUUCGCCUCAAAUCUCAUGCUCGCUCAUGUUUCGUUUUUGCAUUGGUCUCGGGGGGCCUCGGACGGCUCAGACGGGCAUCGGUUCACGGAGUUUACCUGCAUAUCGGCCACCGCUGCUCUGCCUUUUCCUUGAGGUUCUGUACUAUUUCCUAUGUUGCCAUACGUGGACGCGGUGUACGAUCAAAAGUAUUUAUAUAUAUAUAUAUCCCCUUGCAGCUUCCAGGCGUGGAACAAAGGGACACACGAGGGUGUGUGAUUAGGUGCAUUUGCAGCCCCGGCGAUGGGUUUGACUAGUUUGUGCCUGGCGUUACCCAGCACUUGGCUUUGCUUCAAAGGCGACAUUGGAUUUCCUCUCACUUGAUUCCGCUCUAGCCAUAGCUUAGUAGUAGCUGCCGCGAAUGGAACAAAGGCCGUGGGCAUAAGACUCACGGCCAUGACACACGACACAAAUUGUCUUUGCAACUUCAUCUUUGUCAAUAUUAGCACCA